AUGCUGCUGAAGGACCCCGAGACUGCUGCACGCCCUGAAGCGCUGCUGGAGGUAGAGGCGCGGCUUUACUUUGUCUCUGCGAUUGCUAACCGCAUUCAACUGAAUGUGCCCCCAGGGGGAACACAAGGAGACAGCAACAGCAGCAACAACAGCAGCAGCAGCGUCAAUACAGCAGCCCCAAGCACAGACCCGCGAAGCGAUAACUUCCUGCUGCAGCUGCUGCCGCUGCUGCCGCAGCUGGCAUUCUCAGCGCCGCCCGCAGCUUCCUCGGGGUCCCCCGUAGAAAUCACAGAACAGGGAGCCCUGCAACUCUUCUUGCAUGCAGCAGCAGCUCGAGCUAUCUCUUGGCUUGCUGGCCGUGUACUGCCGCAGCAUCAGGAGUUGUUUGCCCCUCUCUUCUCUCUCCUCGUCACUCGUGCGCUGCAGUUCGUUGCUUCGCUCCCGGAGGCGGCAAAGGACUCGAAUGCUGCUCUUAUACGUCUGUCUACUGAGGCGUUGCUGGUGGAGGGCCUUUCUUCGCUUGUUGCUGCAGCAGCAAGCUUCAUCCCAUCGCCAGGAAGGGAAGAGGAUGUGCAUGCGCUUCUGCAUGCCCUCAUAGACGCAUUCUCUAGGCCGGGACUGAGUCUAGACAACAGCUCCUCCCUGGUGCACACAGCGGGGUACGUCAUCUCCUGCUUGGACGCUCCCCGUAUUCGCGUGCUCUUUGCGCAGCUUCUACAAGUAAGUGGAGCUUUAUAA
Messenger RNA from Eimeria mitis, 738 nucleotides. RefSeq lists its product as uncharacterized. Bases 1 to 738 code for a protein of 245 amino acids. The transcript has 4 exons. NCBI's taxonomy places the organism in Eukaryota, Apicomplexa, Conoidasida, Eucoccidiorida, Eimeriidae. The record is from RefSeq and is a predicted model, not a curated record.